AUGGACCAGCCUCGCACGGCGAUCCUCAACAAGGCUGACAGGCAUUUCUUCAAUGAUGUCAGUUACGGCAGGCAGCCCAAAUUCCGCUUCCAGCAGCAGGAUGAUAAAUGGGUGAAGUUCAACUGGAAAGGGAAGACAGAUGAAGAUAUCGGCAAGCUACUCAUCCCGGCUUAUCCCUUCGAAGUUUCAUGGCAGAAAUUCCAGACAAUAUUGGAGAAAAUGAAAGACGGAGAUACUGAGCCAGGCGUUUUCCCCGUCCUCGAUGCGAUGGAGGACGCGUUCAAAGAGGUCGUCGUUGACCUCAAGGAGACAUAUCAGCUCAACAAUGAAUAG
Messenger RNA from Fusarium mangiferae, 333 nucleotides. RefSeq lists its product as uncharacterized. Bases 1 to 333 code for a protein of 110 amino acids. The transcript has 2 exons. NCBI's taxonomy places the organism in Eukaryota, Fungi, Ascomycota, Sordariomycetes, Hypocreales, Nectriaceae. The record is from RefSeq and is a predicted model, not a curated record.